This is a messenger RNA of Sphaerodactylus townsendi, 8816 nucleotides long. It is a transcript of the gene UNC5B, whose product is annotated as unc-5 netrin receptor B. Gene Ontology annotation, cellular component: membrane. Gene Ontology annotation, biological process: netrin-activated signaling pathway; anterior/posterior axon guidance. The record is from RefSeq and is a predicted model, not a curated record. Bases 433 to 3285 code for a protein of 950 amino acids. The transcript is spliced from 17 exons. NCBI's taxonomy places the organism in Eukaryota, Metazoa, Chordata, Lepidosauria, Squamata, Sphaerodactylidae. Gene Ontology annotation, molecular function: netrin receptor activity; protein binding.
GGAGGCUGGGCGCGGGCAGGAGGCGGCGAGCGGCUCGCCAGGCAACAGCAGCAGCAGCGGCGGCGGCGGCGGUGGCGGCGCCCGGAGUGGGAGGGAGCCCGUCGGCCAGCCGUAGCCAUGAGAGCUACGCCGCAGCAGCAGCCUCUCUGAGUUGACCCGGCUCGCCUUGGUUGGUCCCUAACUUUCGGAGCGAGGAGGCGGGAGGAGGCAGCCUGGCACCGGCGGACUCGACCCCGCUUCUCGCUUGGCCUCUUUCGAGCGGCAGAGACCCGCGUUCUCCCCAAGCCUGGCUGGAAGCGCAGGCGGCGGCCGGGAGCCCGGGGGGAAGUCUGGGGGGCUUCGCGUCCCGAAGCUGGACCUUUGGAGGGGCUGCUCGGGAGAGAAGAAGAGGAGCCGCGGAGGGGCAGAGCCGGCCCCUUCCCGCACACAGCGAUGCCUUCUCCACGGAGCCGGGGAGGCGCUGCCCGCGGCGGGGUCGUCCUGCUGCUGCUGCUGGUGGGCAUCAUCGGCAACCUGAGGCUUUGCCGCGCAGGGGUUGAAUAUGGCGAUGUGCUACCAGAUUCCUUUCCAUCGGCUCCGGCAGAGUCCCUUCCCCAUUUCUUGUUGGAGCCACAGGAUGCCUACAUAGUGAAGAACAAGCCCGUGGAGCUGAUCUGCAGAGCCAACCCUGCCACUCAGAUUUACUUCAAAUGCAAUGGCGAAUGGGUGAACCAGAACGACCAUCUCACAACAGAGAGCUUGGACGAGGUCACAGGACUCCUUGUAAAAGAAGUCCAGAUCGAAGUCUCUCGGCAGCAGGUGGAGGAACUCUUCGGCUUGGAAGACUACUGGUGUCAGUGUGUGGCGUGGAGCUCUGCUGGGACCACCAAAAGCCGGAGGGCUUACGUCCGGAUAGCAUACCUAAGGAAGAACUUUGACCAGGAACCUCUCGGGAAAGAGGUUCCUCUGGAUCACGAAGUGCUUUUGCAAUGCCGCCCUCCUGAGGGAGUACCAACCGCUGAGGUGGAGUGGCUGAGAAAUGAGGAUGUCAUUGACCCUUCCCAGGACACCAACUUCCUGAUAACCAUCGACCACAAUCUCAUCAUUAAGCAGGCCAGGCUUUCAGAUACUGCCAACUAUACCUGUGUGGCCAAGAAUAUUGUGGCCAAACGACGGAGCACCACGGCCACUGUUGUAGUCUAUGUCAAUGGUGGCUGGUCUACCUGGUCAGAAUGGUCCCUGUGUAGCAAUCGCUGUGGCCGUGGCUGGCAGAAGCGCACUAGGACUUGCACCAAUCCAGCGCCUCUUAAUGGCGGCUCCGUCUGCGAUGGACAGUCCUUCCAGAAGAUUACCUGUACCACUAUGUGCCCAGUAGAUGGAGCUUGGACCGAAUGGAGCAAGUGGUCAGCCUGCAGCACGGAGUGCACACACUGGAGGAGUCGGAAAUGCACAUCCCCUUCCCCCAAAAACGGAGGCAAAGACUGCAGCGGCAUGCUGCUCGAUUCCAAAAACUGCACCGACGGGCUUUGCAUGCAAAAUAAAAGAUUUGUAAGCGAACCCAACAGUCACCUACUGGAGGCCACCAGUGACGUGGCCUUGUAUGCUGGCCUGGUGGUUGCCAUCUUUGUUUUCAUCGUUAUCUUGAUGGCUGUGGGGGUGGUUGUGUACAGACGCAGCUGCCGGGACUUUGAUACGGACAUCACAGACUCUUCAGCGGCUCUGACAGGAGGCUUCCACCCAGUCAACUUCAAGACCUCCAGACAUGAUACUCCCCAGUUGCUUCACCCUUCCAUGCAACCUGACUUGACAGCCAACGCGGGUGUAUACCGCGGUCCCAUGUACGCCUUGCAAGACUCGUCUGACAAGAUCCCCAUGACCAACUCUCCAUUGCUUGAUCCUCUCCCUAGUCUCAAGAUCAAAGUGUAUAACUCUUCCACAGCAUCACCUUCACCCGGGAUACACGAGGGGUCAGACCUGCUAGGAGCCAUGCCCCCAGGCACCUUCCCAGGGGAGAACCUCAGGGAUAACCAUUUCAUGAACCUAAGGAACAAGGCCAUGGGCUCUCAGCAACUCCUGACCUUGCCCCGAGAGCUUGGGAACAGCGCCACUGGGACAUUUGGCUGCCUGGGAGGAAGACUCACCAUCCCUGGCACAGGUGUGAGUCUGUUAGUGCCUCAUGGAGCAAUUCCUCAGGGGAAGUUCUAUGAAAUGUACCUGAUGAUCAACCGAACAGAAAACACUCUGUUGCCAUCCGAAGGCACACAGACAAUACUGAGUCCCAUCGUGACCUGUGGACCCACUGGGCUGCUCUUGUGCCAUCCUGUCAUCCUAACUGUCCCACACUGUGCAGAUGUUAGCUCCCCAGAUUGGAUGCUGCAAUUGAAAACUCAGUCCCACCAAGGGAACUGGGAGGAAGUUGUAACUUUGGAUGAAGAGACUGUAAACACACCUUGCUAUUGCCAGCUGGAACCCAAAUGCUGCCACGUUCUGCUAGAACAACUUGGAACGUAUGUCAUUGUGGGGGAAUCCUACUCAAGGUCAGCCAUCAAGAGGCUCCAACUUGCCCUCUUUGCACCUACCCUCUGUACUUCUCUGGAAUACAAUCUCAAGGUCUACUGCCUGGAGGACACGCCAGAUGCCCUGAAGGAAGUGCUUGACUUAGAAAGGACUCUUGAUGGUUAUCUUUUGGAAGAGCCCAAACCCCUACUGUUUAAAGACAGUUAUCACAACCUGCGUCUCUCCAUCCAUGAUAUUCCCCAUUCACUUUGGAGGAGCAAACUCCUCGCCAAGUAUCAGGAAAUCCCUUUCUACCACAUCUGGAGUGGCAGCCAACGGGCUCUACACUGUACCUUCACCCUCGAGAGAUACAGCCCAGCUUCCACAGAACUGACCUGCAAGAUCUGUGUUCGGCAAGUGGAAGGGGAAGGGCAGAUAUUUCAGCUAAACAUUACACUUGGAGAGAACUCCAGUGCCUUUGAUGUCUUGAGGUGCCACCCCGGCAGUGCCCUGAUGACUCAGCUGGGACCAUACGCCUUCAAGAUCCCUCUGUCCAUACGGCAGAAAAUCUGUAACAGCCUUGAUGCCCCCAAUUCCAGAGGAAACGACUGGCGACUUCUUGCCCAGAAACUUUCCAUGGAUCGGUAUCUGAAUUUCUUUGCCACCAAAGCCAGCCCCACAGGAGUGAUCCUUGACUUAUGGGAAGCCCAGCACCAAGACGACGGGGAUCUCAACACUCUGGCCUGUGCCUUGGAAGAGAUGGGCAAGAGUGAAAUGCUGCUUGUCAUGGCGACAGAGGGGGAUUGCUGAUGCAGCUCCAGAAGACUUCCGGCCAUGGCCGAAUGGAGGGCGGAGCAAGAGAGGGAGGGCAACGAUCCAUUUUGAACAGAGGGGAGAAGAUGGUGGCAUUUAUCGUUGAGAGGAUCAAAAUGGGUUUUCUCCUUCUCCUUCUAUCACUCCUCUUUCCUCAAAUCACAAUCAGCCUUAGCGAUCCACAUUGAACAGUUUACAAUCUAAGUGUUAAAAACCUCUUUCCUCCUUCUCCUCACAGCUUUUGGAGUGAGGCACAAAAGCAAUGUAUCAUUGCUCACUAUGACCACGGCCUGUGGUGGAAGUAGCGACCUCCCACCAGCUUCUGCCACGUGGUGUGGCCUAUGAGGGCUGCUGGAAUCUGAGCUGGGAUCUUGUUUUGGUCUUUGGGAGGUAGGGUGGGGAUUCUUCUGCCCUUCUAUCUUCCCACUCCUGCCUUGUUCUCCUGUUUCUUCUUUACUGGCAUUUAUGCUUUGAAGAGUCGAGUACAAUCUAGAAAAGACUUGCUUACUCCUGUCAAAAAGCUUCAAACCGCUUAAGACAGAAAAAAAGGAAAAGGAAAAAAAAGGAAACCAGUUUCUUAGGAAACGCAAGUAAUUUAUUAUCCAGAUCUUUGGAUGAGUCCUUUUUUAAAAAAUAAUAAUAAUAAAAGUUAGGGAUCUGUAAUGUCUGUGAGAGAAAGAGUAUUGGGGCACUCAGAAAGAGAGAGAGAUUUGAAUGGAUGCAUGUAUUUGUCUGUGUGUGUAUGUGUGUGAGAGAGAGAAAGAGAGAGAGAGAAUCCGUUUAGUGGAUAUAAAGCAAAACCAAGCUGUGGCAUUUGUUGUGGUAGGAAUGGUGGUGGGACCAGAGCUUCAUGCAGGUUGAAAAGGGCAAAUGUUGCCCCUCAUUCACGUUCUGUUCGCAAAUAUUAUUUUCUGACAGUAGUAGAGCGGUGGAGGGGAGGGAGAGAUACGGCUUCAAGUCCAUUCACAGAGAAAACAACCUGUUUCUAGAAUUGAACUCCUCUUGGAGUUUUCUUGAAAAAGCAAUAUAAAUCCGUUGCACUGUUUCCAGCCACUCUGUGGUGCCCAGGUACAUCUGACCAAAUAUCUAUUGAUGUUUUCUCCUGAAUUUGUUUCUGUUCCAUUCAGAGCUGCCGUUCCUUUGUACAGCCUGAUUGAAAUCCAUUCCAUCAUUGGAGGGGGUGGUCCAGAAGUUCAGCAAAGAAAAUAUCAAGCUAAUCCAGAGAUAAAGCUCUCUGGCCCUAAUUGUGAGAGCAUCAGUGGGCACAUCUAAACAUGACCAGAACUUUUUUUUAUUGUGAUUGUUUGAGGGCAGAGUCAAUGUCGGUCUCCUAUGCUGUAACGCAGACUGCUUUUGAAAUUUCUCUGGAUUUCAAAACUGCAUUCUGCGUAGCCCGAGAAGGUACAGUUGAGAAAUUCUCACUUGGCAUUAAGCAUGCAGGCCUCUGGAUUGUAGCCUUAACCUUGAGCCCAUUUGAGUUCAUCAGUAUCAGAGGACGGCAGUAGAAGCCUUAACAUGUGAGCUGUUUCUGUAUCCUGUUCCAGGGUGACUUGGAGCAAGUGGGGCUAUUCAGGAGGCCUUUUCUGUUAAUCUCUUGUGCAAUGGAAUAGGAUAUAAGGGUACGCUCCAUUAAAAUGCUGAUGUUGCAAUUGCCACCAUAAAACGUUGAGAGGGACCCCUACUUAGAAUCCACCUCUGACAGAUUUUCCCCUUCUGACAGAAAAAGGAAAUUCUAGCAUCCAGAGCAUUUACCAGUUUUUGCCAUGUCUUUGCUACAUACCCAUCUUCUAGAUGAACUUUUGAAAAGACAUGCCUCUCCGCUUCUGAUAUUUAGUGUUCACUAAAGCUAGAUGCUCUAUAAACCAGUCUUUCCCCCCAUAUUGCCUGCAGCUCAUUUUAGUGUUGUCUUAUCUAUAUUUCUUUAUCUGAGACCGAGUGGUCACCCUAUAAAUACAUAUACUGUCACCCUAUAAAUAUAUAUACUGUGGGAAGGAUGACGCUGGCAUAUUUUUGUUCUCCAACAUGUGGAAUGAGCAACUGUUGUGUGCAGGUUCAUCCUUAUGAACCUGGAAUUAAUUGGUGAGCUGUCAAUGUUUUAAGCACUGAUGGUCAAAUGGCUUUAAUAGAUUACAGUUAGUAAUAUUUAAUUCUACCUGUGUGUCUUUGUACAGAGUUCAGGUUCUCAAAGCCCGGAACUCUGGAAUCCACAGCCAGAUUUUCACAAGUAUUAAAUAUCUAACUCUACAUAAUGGUAGUCACAGUAAUGAGAAAAUUAACAAGGCUGUGGUGGGUUGGAUCUCAUGACACAUUUGCAGAUUUUAUAGAAACUUACUGAGGGGAUAGCUGGUCUAAUUGUUUUUUCUCAUGACGUGUCUCAGAAUAUACCACAAACAGAUCGUAUAUUCUAUCUACAUCUUAUCCAGAAAACUGUCUCUAAUUGCACCUUACUUCUAGAUUUCUUUGCAGGAAAGUCCAUAUUCCUUUAAAGACAUGCUCCAGGCCAUGCUAGGUGAAGUGUUAGAGACCCAUGAUUAUUUUUUCCCAUCACUUUAAAUUUCUUCUAGUAGCUGCUGUAGAGUGGCCCAGAAAUACAGCUCUGAAUGGAUAUCUUUUCUGCUCUCCAUUUUGUUCCCAGUGGAACCCCACUCACUCACAUCAGCCACUUUUGCAGUGUUUUCACUGGAGGGGCAAAUAACACAGUUUCAGGGAGCAGCUGAGGGGCUUGCAUCAAGCAAAUGGUGUGGAUGAAAGGAUUUAAAAAUCCUCAUCCAGGACUGCACCAAAAUCCCAAUUCAACUCCUUCCACCCAUGUAAAGCUGCCUUCUGCUUUUUGGGAACUUCCAUAAAAAGGAAAAGAUGCAACAUCAUGUACCUUCUGCGGAUGUUGCAUAGGAUUCAUCUCAUAAAAUCUGGAAGGUCUAAAUCUCACUGAAAUAUGUGGGAUGUAAGACCAGAGCUGUGAUGAUGCAUGCCAAAUUUCCUCUGAAUGGACUCCUUAGAUUCCCUUCUGGAACAUACCCCAGCAUUUUGGAGGAGAAAACACCCUGCAUGAUAAAUUUAUUUCAAAGGUAUUAGAUCAGCAGUAGAUCAAUUGAGAAAGUUACGUAACAGAGAACCAUGGGGGUCUGCGUUAGAUGCAUUUUUAUUUGACAGCUUGAUUAACAAUUUACAGUAGCAAUUAAAUUAAAUUCACAGGUGAUGCUAAAUGGAAAGAUUUACAAAUUCUGCUGCAGAGAGAGCAAGGAAGCUCUGAUGCUCAUUUGAGCAAUGAACACAAUCUGAAUAUUUCAAAACUGGCUUUCAAUUUCACUUUUAAAAGUAUUAGCAUGUCUCAAUGAUUUCAAGUGAUAAGCAGUGAAUAUUGAGGAUGGAACAAUACAUGUCCCCAAAACACAGAAUUGUUUGACAGAAAUAAAGAUUGGGAAAGUUGUUGUGGAAGCAGUUUGUAGAAAUGCAAGGGCAGCAAUCAAUUAAUUGCAGAGUUCUGACCUGAAUUUAGGGAAAUGAAAAAAUACUACAGACGUGUCUUGGCUGUCGCUCAAAUUAGACAUGAUGGAGAUUAUGGAUCUCUUGACAGUCUUUUAAAGACAAACAUGAAUUGGAACGAAGGAAGGAUAGAAGGAGUUAACCCUUACACUCCCACAAGCUUUCUUGGGGUCCCCACACUGUUAUAGCAUUUUACAUAACUGAUAACAGUUUUUGGAGGUGGCUGCUUUAAUUAAUGAAAGCAUGCAAAAGUGGAAAGGUUAGCCCUGAUAUGACUUGGGACAUGUGCUCAGCUAUAAUUGCCCUUUACCACGUGACAGUUAGUUUUCUCAUCUGUUUCAACCCUAAGUUCUUCAUACAUUUUUUUCCAUUUCUUGAUUGCCAAGAGAGAAAUAGACUAGACAUUAUUAACUAAAAAGCCAGGGACCAAGUGUGUUCAGGUGUAGUGUAGUAUUAUAACAUUGUAAAAAGGUUUGUGAAUUCUCCACCAAAAUUUUGUAUGUGUGUUAUUUGGAGUAUAUUAGCUUGUUGCAGGAUCCUGUCUAUUAAGACAACCAUUAAAGCAUUGCAGUGCCUUCUGAUUUUGCUUUUCAAUAUUAGAGAAGUAAAUUAUAUAAUGGACAUAAUUUUGAAAAGAAACAGCCAUGUCAAUGACUUUUUCAUAUGUAAUAGUUUAUUGAAGGGGGGGGGGAUGUUUCAGGAGCCCCUGACUGAAAUAACAUUUUAUAUAAACAGCAGUUAGAGCUGAUAGAGCAAUUCCUUAUUAAGAGUGCCCUGGCAUCAGUUCAGGUGGAAAGAGAAAUGCAGCUCAAGUUAUUUCCUCUUAAGAAGAUCUACUGCAAAGUACCAGAAAUGGAUGUAUAUUUUACGGCACCAACAAUUCCUUGGAGCAGUUAACUGACACCCCAACCAGCCAGCAAUCUCUGAGGAUUUUGUCUUGGAAUAUUGCUGGCUGGAAUAGCAGGAUAAUGAAUCAGGAUUUUUUAUGUUACAUCAUGAGACGUGAUGUUAUACUUUCACAAGAGACUUGGUCUACUUUAAUCCAUCUCCAUGGCUAUACCAUACAUUAUAUUCCAGCAUACAAGGAGAAUCUCAGAGGGCGCUAUCGAGCUGGACUUGCAAUAUUAAUCAAAGCAUCUCUUGGCAGUGGUAUUUUGACGCUCCCUGUUUAUGAACAUUUGGCUCACUCUGUAAAGUUAACAUGGGAAGGCCGUAGUCUCCUCCUAGCUCCAUCAAGUCUCCUCCUCGGUAAAGUUAACAUGGGAAGGCUGUAGGCUCCUCCCAGCUCCAUCAAGGAGACACGGGAAUUACAGUGCAAAAUCACUGAAUAUCUAGAGAGUUUACAACUUUGUAAUAUAUGCGAUGAAUGGUUAGUAGCAGGAGACCUUAAUGCCAGGAUGGGUAAGGAUGAACACUGCCUCCGGAAGUUAGCAGGGCUGGACAUAGAGAACUGUCCAUGGUAUUCUUCCUUACCUAGAAAAUCAAAAUAUCUUUUGAUUAACCCAGCGGAGGUUGACUUUGUGAAAUCUUGCUCUCGGUUUGUGAAAUCUUGCUCUCAGUUUAAUAUAUACUGCGCUCCCAGACCUAUUUGCCUCCGAAUGGUAUCAAUUACUCAAAUCAAAAAUUCACUCUCUAGGUUUACUAUUUGAAGAUCUUUGUAUGUUGUCACCCAGACCUUAAAAAGCAAACUUUUAGAACAGGAAUACCAUAUCUUAUUGGGGCAAGCAAAUAAAUCAUAUGGCCCAUAUGUCGCACUAGUACCCUGUCGCACUAGUACCUGAACAGGGGCAUAUAGCUAAAUAUCUCGAAUUAUUAACUGAACCCCAACAGAGAUGGAUUAUUACAAGGACCAGAUGCAAUACUUUCCCAUCUGCCAUUAUGAAGGGUUGCUAUCCCUCUCCAGAAUCGGGUUUGUCCAUAUUGUAAAAACCAAGUGGAAGCUCUUGCUUACAUUAUACUCGACUGUCCGAGAUACGUGGGUAUUAAGAACUUCUCUCCUUGGCUGGCCCUAGACAAAUCUGAAAGAGACUCAGACAGUUCUG